Molecule: messenger RNA, 2433 nt
Organism: Lathyrus oleraceus (garden pea)
Lineage: Eukaryota; Viridiplantae; Streptophyta; Magnoliopsida; Fabales; Fabaceae
Product: G-type lectin S-receptor-like serine/threonine-protein kinase RLK1
Biological process (GO): protein phosphorylation
Molecular function (GO): ATP binding; protein serine/threonine kinase activity
Source: RefSeq, a predicted model, not a curated record
AUGGCUUCUCUUAUACUUCUCUUUCUCCUCUACUCACUGAUUCUGCAAUCCAUCAGUGUUGCAGCACAAACCAAAAGUACCCUAGCCACUGGUGAUUCUUUUACUGCAAGAACCAAAACCUCUCAAUGGCUGUUUUCACCUUCUGGUGACUUUGCCUUUGGUUUUCUUCCACUUAAAGACACUAUUUUUUUGCUUCCCAUUUGGUAUGCCAAAAUUUCUGAGAAAACUAUUGUGUGGUAUGCUAAUGGAGACAAUCCUGCACCAAAAGGGUCAAAAGUUGAACUCACUGCCAAAGACGGGUUGGUGCUAACUUCUCCAAAUGGUGUCGGGUUAUGGAAUACUACUGACGUACUCAGCGAUGGAAUUUCUCAUGGUGUGUUAAAUGACACUGGCAAUUUUGUUCUUCAGGAUGAUGAUUUCAAAAAUCUCUGGGAGACUUUCAACUUUCCUAGGGACACAUUGUUGCCGUCUCAAGUUCUUGAGAAAGGUGUAAAGCUUAGUUCAAUGCUUAAGGAGACAAAUUUCAGUAAGGGGAGGUUUGAGCUCCAUUUACAAAAUGAUGGUGAUCUUGUUAUGUAUUCUAUUAAUUUACCAUCUAGUUAUGUUAAUGAAAACUAUUAUGAAAGUAGCAUUGUUGGAUCCAAUACAUCAAGUGCUGGAGCUCAAUUGGUCUUUGACAGUUCAGGGAAGUUGUAUGUCUUGAGAGAGAACAACGAGAAAUUCUAUAUGUCAGGAGAAAAUGGAGAAGAUAAUUACCUUAAUGAUGUUUCCAGCUUUGAUUUUUGCCUCAGAGUAACUCUUAAUUUUGAUGGAGUGUUUUCACUUUUUUAUUAUCCGAAGAGUUCAAUGGAGUGUGAUCAUAUUGUCGCUUUUGGCAGUGGUGUUUGUGGAUACAAUAGCAUUUGCAUUUUGGGAGAUGAUAAGAGACCAACCUGUCAGUGUCCAAAAAGUUACUCACUGGUUGAUCCUGAUGAUCUAUAUGGUAGCUGCAAGCCAGAUUUCAUACAAGAAUAUGAAGAAGAUGAACUUAGUGAAAAAAGCAAUGAUCUCUAUGACUUUGAGAUUUUGUCUGAGACUGAUUGGCCUCUAUCAGAUUAUGUGCUUCAAAGGCCUUUUACUGAAGAACAGUGUAGGAAAUCUUGUCUGGAAGAUUGUUUGUGUUCUGUGGCUAUUUUUAGGAUAAGUGAUAGUUGCUGGAAGAAGAAGUUACCACUCUCAAAUGGGAAAUAUGAUCCAACACUUACUAAGGCUAAGGUCUUCUUGAAAGUGAGAAAAGAUAAUACCUCCAUUGCUUCUCUCCCAAUCCCAAUCAUUGUGAACAAGAAUAAUAAGGAAACUUUGGUUGUGGUUAUUUCUGUGCUUUUUGGUAGCUUUGCAAUUCUCAAUGUUGUAUUGAUUGUAGCAAUAUGUGUCAGCACCUCCAUGAUUCUUUGGUACAAGAAGAAGCUUAGAAGAUUUAGCACAAGUGAGACUCGUGUUGAAACCAAUCUGCGUUGCUUCACUUACGAAGAGCUUGAAAAAGCUGCCAAUGGAUUUGACAAAGAGCUAGGAAGGGGAUCUUUUGGUAUUGUUUAUGAAGGAGUCAUCAACAACAACACAUGUUCCGAAACUCGCGUGGCGGUGAAAAAGUUGAACAAUUUUGUGUUGGAUCAAGCUCAUAAGGAAUUCAGAAAUGAAGUGAAUGUCAUCGGUCUCACUCAUCACAAGAGUUUGGUUCGUUUACUAGGAUUUUGUGAGGGUGGAUCUGAAAGAUUGUUGGUUUAUGAGUACAUGAGCAAUGGCACUUUGGCGAAUUUACUUUUCAAUACUGAUGAGGAGAAACAGAAACCAAGUUGGAAACUAAGACUUGAAAUUGCAAUAGGGGUAGCUAGAGGACUUGUGUAUUUACAUGAAGAGUGCAUCACUAAGAUCAUCCAUUGUGACAUAAAGCCUCAAAACAUACUCCUUGAUGAUUAUUUCAAUGCAAGAAUUUCUGACUUUGGAUUAGCCAAGCUGUUAAACAUGAAUGAGAGCAAAACCAAUAUUGGCAUAAGGGGAACAAAAGGGUAUGUUGCAGUUGAAUGGUUUAAAAACAUGCCUAUCACAGCUAAGGUGGAUGUGUACAGUUAUGGAGUAGUGCUACUUGAGAUAAUUUCAUGUAGAAGGUGCGUUAAAGAAAUGGAUCCUGAAGAUGAAAAGCAAGCUAUAUUAACCAAAUGGGCUUAUGAUUGCUACAAAGAAGGUGUUUUAGAUGCCUUGGUUGAAGGUGACAAUGAGGCAUUGAAGGAGAAAGAAAUGUUAGAGAAACUGGUAAUGAUUGCUCUUUGGUGUGUUCAAGAGGAUCCACAUCUUAGACCAACCAUGAGAACUGUGGUACUUAUGCUCGAGGGUACUGUUGAAGUGCAAGCUCCACCGUACCCUUCACAAAUUAGUAUUCAAUAUUGUGUAAGUUAG